AUGCCAUUUUCUCGCAAGAAGUCUUGUAAUCGCUGCCGAGUAUCCAAGCUAAGCUGCGAUAGAUCCUUGCCCGCCUGCGGUCGAUGCGCUAGGAAGGACGCGCAGUGCAUUUACGAUGGCCGCGACUCCAACCUUUUGAUGCCGUACCCCAGAUCGGCAGCGAUUUCAAGCGGGCAGAGUAGACAAGAACUUUCACAUGUCUUAGCUGAUAUCGGAAAUACCUCUUCCACUCUCCCAUAUCAAGACCUGUAUAUUGAUCAUUUCGAUUCGGGUACGGGGGACACGCUUAGUUGGGAACUCGCCGUCGAUGAGCCCGAAUUGUUUGAUUUUCCUCCGACAAAUUUAUCGAGUCCAAAUUCUAGCCUCGCUCGGGCAGACUCUGGGCAAUUCGCUCACCCCUUUUCUGUUGGCGAAACACAAUCACCGCCUGACGAUAGCUCUCCAAGCACGGGUGCAUCACCACUUAGCCCUGCUCUUGCAGACACCUCACAAUGUUGCCAAGAUACUCAGCUUAUACCGUCAGGUCAUGCCUCGAAACGCGUAUGCCUCAAAAGAAGACGAAUCCUCACGGACUGUGUUCUAAGUGCUGUCGUAAUGGGCCAGCUGACUAGUUUCCCUAAAAUGAUGACCAGAGGCGAUCGGCUCCCGCCUUUUAUCAAGCCUCCCUGCCAUCUAAACGAGGAGCUGGCUCCCGAAUGUGCGGCUCGUGGAGGCCAUCAGUGCCUUCCCAAAAACCUCGCUAUCUGUGCAGGUUUAGUAGAAAUGUUUCAGACAUGUACGAUGGCGAAUAAAUCGUAUGUCUGGGACAUGAUCUAUAUGGAGGCAAGGAGGCUACGGAAAGAGGCUUAUCAUGGAGAUGCUCAGGGAAAGCUUGAAGCCGUUCAAUGCCUAACGAUAUUUCUUCUUCUGCAGGCAGAUGAUCCAGAAACAGUCGAGACAAAUGACGUAGCCUACCUACUCGCGACCUCAGUGCCUCUUACCGUAUUCCAACUGGAACUCCGAAUCAUCAAAACUACGGCCAAGUCAGGACGAAUGGGUAUUCCGGGAAUCUAUCAGAAGUGCAGGAUCAUGGCUGUUUAUGGGGCCAUCGAUCUGUUCCUCGAUGGGAUUGGCCGCCCCGGAAACGAUGAACCGUAUUACUGUGGCACCCUAAGUUUACUGCCCCUUCCAUGCGUGCGGGAUGUUUGGGAAGCACCUACUAUCAGCGGGUGGAUAAGAGAAUACGAUCGGUAUCUCUCUACCAAGGAAAGUGACGCAAUGCUCAUAACACAGAGCCUAAUGGAAACGAGGCUCGUGGCACCUUUUGUGAGCGCCGAAAAGGGCGACCCAAGCGACGAUAUCAUGCAGUGGUGCAGAGGUAUGGAUGCAUUGGGUACAAUAAUUUGGAUGAUUAUCCCUUUGCACAAGUACCGUCUUCGAGAAGAUGUGCGGGACAACUGGUAG
This is a messenger RNA of Clonostachys solani, 1443 nucleotides long. NCBI's taxonomy places the organism in Eukaryota, Fungi, Ascomycota, Sordariomycetes, Hypocreales, Bionectriaceae. The record is from the annotation of a GenBank genome assembly.